Thermothelomyces thermophilus ATCC 42464 is the source of this 1273-nucleotide messenger RNA. RefSeq lists its product as uncharacterized. Gene Ontology annotation, cellular component: cytosol. Bases 115 to 1101 code for a protein of 328 amino acids. Gene Ontology annotation, biological process: negative regulation of programmed cell death; negative regulation of glycolytic process; regulation of pentose-phosphate shunt. Gene Ontology annotation, molecular function: fructose-2,6-bisphosphate 2-phosphatase activity. The transcript has 2 exons. The record is from RefSeq and is a predicted model, not a curated record. Lineage: Eukaryota; Fungi; Ascomycota; Sordariomycetes; Sordariales; Chaetomiaceae.
GUCAAUUCUAGCAACAACAAUAACGCGACACGCCCACGCGUGCCACGCAUUCUUACAAGACAGCCAUGUGCGCAUCAUAGUGCGAGGCAAGCAGAUGCCUUGUCAAUCUACACAAUGACAAUGCGGCUCUUCCUCGUCCGACACGGGGAGACUGUCGACAACGUCGCGGGAAUCUAUGCAGGAACCCACGACUCGCCGCUCACGGCCCACGGCGUACUCCAGGCCCGCCGUCUUGGCGCACACCUCGCCUCUCGGUCGGCGACCAUCGGCCCCGUUCGACACGUGUUUGCCUCGGACCUGAAGCGCGCCGUAGAGACGGCCGCGGCAGUGGUUGACGCGCAGACCGCUGCCGUCGGCGGCAACCAGCCCCGCUCCCAGCCGGCCACCUCCGACUCGGACUCGGACCCCUUCCGAGUCGAUAGUGGUGAGAAGGAUGCGGACAGUAAUAAGGCUGCAGACCCGGCCGCGUCGCUGAAGCUAGUAGAGCUGCCCGAGCUGAGAGAGCGGGACUUCGGCUCGGCAGAAGGCGAGAAGUUCGGCGUGGACUUGACCCUGGCCGGUGCUGAGUCUCGGGAGCAGAUGAGGCAGCGGGCGGCGUGGUUCGUGGACACCCAUCUUGUGCCGCUGCUCACUGCCGAGCAAGUGGCCUCGGGCGGUUGCAUCGUCGUUGUCGCACACGGGCUGAUCUUGGGAUCGCUCUUGCGAGUGCUCCUGGCCCGGUAUGGCCCUGGGCAGCUGGCACGCCUGGCGGGCGGGAAGAUGCCGGGGUGGAGCAACACCGGCUAUUACGAGCUUAUUGUUGGCGCGGUCUCGAGCUCGCCGGUCGUGGCAAGUAGUAGUGGUCUGGCAAGUUCGGGAAGCUCAGCUGGAGUGUCUGGUGAAAGGACAUCGAAGUUGACUUUGCCGACCCCGUCGCCACAAGGACCGCACAUCACCCUGUCUGUGGCUGGAGUCAACGUGCUGAAACAUCUUGAGGGUCUGAAGAAGACUCGAGGUGGAAUCGGCAGUGCCCGGUUUGACAAACGGCAGAGGACAAUGGACUCAUUCUUUGCCCCAGCGGCGAAGAAGGCUAAGGUUGAACCAGCGCCUGACGUGGCUUGAACUCGACCGGCCGCUCAAGCUUCCUGCUCUGACGAGUCUUCACUAUGGAAUCUGGUAUGUCGACCUCUAUUUUCUAUCAAUCACGCGUGUCGCUUCUAUGAUGAGAGAAACAAUGUUCACAGACCUGUACCGAAACACAAUGUGGAAAAACUUUGUCCAACCGCUAUCUGAG